CUCCCGGCUGCGGCUCCCGGCCCGGCUGGAGACGAGGGGGUGCCCCGGGGGCUGCGGGCAGAGCCGGGGGCUGGCGGGAGGGAGCCGCUCCCCGGCCAAGGCGGCCGCUCCCCUUCCUCGCUGCGCGGAGGCCGCGACCAGGCAGGGUUUAAACCCGGUCCCUGAUGUUUUGGGACCCUCCCCUGACAUGGUCAUCCUUUCCAGUUGAUGCUCCUAGUUGUCAGCAUGAAAGGAAAAACGGCACACUGCGAUUGGAAAUCUGCACCCCAAGAGAAGCCCUCUCCCUGCGAUCGAUAUAAACAUGCUUGCGUUAUUUGCAGAGGGUUUGUUUAUCUUUAUGGAGGGAGGAACACCACCAGUCUAAGAGAUUUUUGGAGAUACAAUCUGGUGUUUCUCCCUCAAAACGAUCGUCUACCUCAAGCAACUACCUAAGCCUUAUAAAUGCUGUUGAAGAUCAACGGAUGUGUGAACUGCAUUAUGUUCACUGGGCAAAUGGGAGGAAUGAAUGGGAGAUGCUGGAUUGCUCAAGAGAUGGUCCAGAAGAACUGGAAGAACAUUCAAUGGUGGCUUACAAGGGCACCCUGUGUAUUUUUGGUGGAAUGGUGGAUUCUGCUUUCACGCAAGCAAAAACCCCUCUCUGGAUAUAUGAUACUGAUUCUGCAAGAUGGACAGAGUGCCGUAACGUACCAGCAGAGACUGAGAGCUUGGCACCAACGAACAGAAAAGGUCACAGCGCAGUAGUGUACAAUUCCAGCAUGUAUAUCUAUGGGGGAUACCUUGGUAUCAGAGGCAUUUCACAAGAAUUUUGGUCUUUCAAUUUUGAUACAAGAAAAUGGUUGUGUGUUUCCACCCCACCUCACAACAGUGGGCCUGGAUCUCGUCAUGGGCAUUCAGCAGUGGUCUAUCAAACAGGCAUGUAUCUCUUUGGAGGACUGAUGGGGCUGAGUGAACAGAAGGACUUUUGGAAGUGGGACUUCAUAAACAGCAGCUGGUACAACAUCAGAACAAGCCAAGGACCUCCUCCAGUGGUAGGUCACGCUUCAGUGGUCUUCAAAGACUCAAUGCUGGUUUUUGGUGGAGGGAUUUCAAACUCCAGUCCUAACGACGACCUCUGGAAGUACCAUUUCCACACACAGACAUGGAAGAAGCUAAGUAGUAUUACAAAGGCAAACUUUUUUCCUAAAAUGUAUCACUGCACCCUAGGAAUUGGUGUUGCUUUUCAAACUACCUCAGGUUCCCCUAAUACAUCCCCCAGUCACUGGAAGGGCAAGCAGAAGGACCGCCACCCGCUGCUGACCAUCCCAAAGCACAGCCGCUUGUGCGACUACUUCUGUCGUCAGCCUCUCUUCCCAGCGCUCAGCAAGGAGCAAAGCGACGCGAUUGAAAUGAAAACCUUCAGCUUGCCUCUGGAGCCAGCGGGCUUCUGUGCAUUUCAAACCACUUCGGAGGCAGAGCUAGAUCCAAACAGAUCAACCAGCAUUUUGUCAAAGAAAAAACCCACCCAUCUGUUUGUCUCUUCAGAAAAAGAGACCUUUGCUGCUGCUGUGCUUGUGGAAGAAGGAACUGACUGUCAGGACGCGACUGCAGUGGAUGAAGUUAGCAGUGACACCAAUGUGCUGCUGGUCAUUGGGGGUAAACCUUUGUCCAGCUUCUCUGAAAUCUCAUUGUGGCAAAUCGGGUGCGAUAGCUUGUCACCACUUUGAUUGCAAAGCAGAAGGAUAAACUCCCACCAACAUGCUAGGAGGUGUUGAACCAACCACUUGCAAGUGUUUUUUUUCCUAGUGGUGCACUGGGAAAAAAACGAAACCUUCUUGUAGUUGCUAUGAACAGACUUUUCACAAUGUGAAAAACCUCUAUAUAUGUAAGUCACAACUUACAUAAGCGUUACAGUUUCUGAGAGGAGCACGUGGGAACACUACUGCUUUUGUUACUGCUUUUGUUACUUUUCCUUCUGGUCAGUUAAUGUCCUUUCAACUUCCAGCGGCCAAUGCUGCCUUGAAAAUGACAGCUACAAUAACCCUACCUCCAUACCUGCCAUUUGCAGUGCAAAGCUUAUUUUGUGCUGGGUUAAGUAAAAGAAACACUCAUAAAACCACACUGAAAUCAAGUUUGCGCACGUUACAGUCAUGCUUGGCUAUGAGAGAUUUGUUGAUCUUAAUAGCACUGUUUUCUAAGACAUUUAAGAUUGCAUUUUCUUCAAAGAUUUCUGCUUUUUCAACUCCAUCACUGUUUUGUAAGCAUAUGUAUCAAGUAUUUGUUACACGUUUCCCGUCUAUAUCAAGUAAAAGUAAAUCCUGAGCUUUUGUAUGUUCUUUUUUUUUUGUUUGUUUAAAAAUUCGCUAGCAUUUCGAUUCACUGAGAAAGGUGCUUUUGUGAAACCCAGUGUUUCAAGUGUUUAUUUUUGUAUUAGUUACUCAGAUACUGGCCUUCUGAUUUAAUUUGUCCUCAUGUAAGAAGAAAUGAUGAUGAAUGAAAUUACUGGAAAGUGUUAUUUAAUACUUCUCAAUAUUUGAAAAAAAAUUGUUCUCAAAAGUUUCAUAUGAAAUGAAUUUUCAGUGGGAAUAUUUACAGGUACUUCCUUAAUCUCUUUACAAGUUGCUGUAACAUGAAAUCAAUAGGAAAAUUACAUGUGUUUGCAAAAAGCUACUUAAAAGUUAUUUGGACCUUCAGUGACAUUUUUUUAGGACCAGAAUUGUAUGCUGCCAUAUAAAUAAAGCCUGCUGCAUUUCAU
This is a messenger RNA of Cygnus atratus (black swan), 2731 nucleotides long. Its product is annotated as F-box only protein 42-like. Bases 462 to 1703 code for a protein of 413 amino acids. Lineage: Eukaryota; Metazoa; Chordata; Aves; Anseriformes; Anatidae. Gene Ontology annotation, molecular function: protein binding. The record is from RefSeq and is a predicted model, not a curated record. Gene Ontology annotation, cellular component: cytoplasm. The transcript has 9 exons.